AUGCCAAGUAAAUCUGCUUCAGACACAGUAUUUUUUGAGAAAUCUCCCACACAAGAUGAGGAUUUCCUGAAACACUUGAGUCGAAAAUAUAUGGCCAGUACUCCAUUGUCAUCAGCGGGAGGGUUGAUCAGUUAUGUAUUUGUCAAGCCUCCUCCCAAGAUUCAAUCUAUUAGCAAAAACCCUUCUGAUACUGUGGACUUCUCUGUGGCUGUAACAGAUACCUCACCUAGCUCGUAA
Messenger RNA from Malassezia pachydermatis, 237 nucleotides. RefSeq lists its product as hypothetical. Bases 1 to 237 code for a protein of 78 amino acids. The record is from RefSeq and is a predicted model, not a curated record. The transcript has 3 exons. Lineage: Eukaryota; Fungi; Basidiomycota; Malasseziomycetes; Malasseziales; Malasseziaceae.